AUGGUUACCUGGUCGCUUUUCACCUUUACGGGCAAAUCAGGCCUGAAGAAAGUUGGCUUCCAGAAGGAGACCUGGGGUGACGACUACUAUGAGGUUAAAAGCAUCACAGAAGCACAUGGUGACCUGACAGCUGUGGUACUGAGGUUCCACAGUGCCUCCCACAGGGAACAGGAUCCACCCUCCAAGUUGGUUGUCAAAUUGGACAACUUCUUGGCACCACCUAAGACAGAGUGGGUUGACCUUGAGAAGGCCGAGGAUGCUCCCACCUUCAUUGAUACCUACACUAGCAUCAGGCAGGAGUUGAGGAAGGUGGAUGACACGGAACCAGUGGGGUCAGAUGAGGAUAUGUUUGCCUAUAAGUCACCAAAUAACUCUGGUUCUGAGGGAGAGAGGGAAGAUUUGAGAGAGAAGGAGGAAGAGGAGGAAGAGGGAGGGGUAGUGGAACGAGAUGCUCUGGAGGAUGAAGGUGAGGGUGAGCCCAAUCCCAAAAGGCGAAGGUACAUUACUUACCAAAGAGGAAAAGGGAAGGAGUCAGCUCUGGAGAUGGGAGAUGAUGAUGAUGAUGAUGAUGAUGACUGGCAGGAUGAUGGUGGUGAAGAGAGUGAGGAUGAUGGUGAUGAUGAUGAUGAUGGUGCAAAAAAACGUCCCAUUGGAGGAGGGAAGAAGAAGAAGAAGACCAAAACAAAGAAAAGAGAGAGUGAAGAGCCAAAACAAGAAUUUGAGAAAACUGUUGACAAAAUGAGAAGCCUCCACCCAGAAGUCAAUACCGUUGAUGACCACCAAAUGCUGGACAAGAAUGCUGGAGGUUGGAGGAAGGCUGUUGCUGCACUACUUGGGACAGGCUUACGCAAUGUAUCGUCAAACAUGGCUACCUAUGUGACCGUGUCAACUCUGAGCCCAAGGUGCUACCAGGAGGCCCUUGAUAUUAUGUACAAGUGGUCCACUGGUCAGUGCCUUGGGCAGGGCAAGAGUCUGAAAGUGACACAGACAAUCUUCAAGCCAUUAAAUGGCUUAGACAGCGAAAAGGAGACGUUCACCCUUCUGCGACGACUUCACACUGGGCUCAUAGACAAAGACCAAUUUGAUGCAGAAGCAAAGGCCAAGAAGCGUUCAAAGGAACAAGCCAAGGUAGAUGCUGAACGAAAGGUACAAGAGCUAGAAGAAGAAGUGAAAGAACUGGAAAAGAAAAAAACUCUGCAGGAAGACAAUGAAUACAUGGGAGAUGAUGGAAACUUCAGCCAUAAGAAAGAAAAUGAACAGAUUGAAGCAGAACUGAAAGAAAAGAAGAAAGAAAAGGAACACAUCGAAGCAGAGCUCAAGGAAAAGAAGAAAGAAAAGAAACACAUCGAAGCAGAGCUGAAGAAGAAAGAUCGGGAGACGGCUACUGACAGCAUGAACCCAGAAAUGGCCACCACAGAAGAUCAGGAGACGGCUACUGACAGCAUGAACCCAGAAAUGGCCACCACAGAAGAUCAGGAGACGGCUACUGACAGCAUUAAACCAGAAAUGGCCACCACAGAAGAUCAGGAGACGGCUACUGACAGCAUGAAACCAGAAAUGGCCACCACAGAAGAUCAGGAGACGGCUACUGACAGCACGACAGAAGAUCAUGACACAGCUACUGACAGCCGGAUGCCGGAAAUGGAUCAGGGUACAGACAACCUGAAUGAUUUGGCCAAGGAUAGAUGGGUGGCCGUUGCACUGGAAGCACCUGAGGGUUGGCAUAUUGCCAAGCUGGAGAGCACUCAGGGCAAUAGGGUCGCUGUUAGCUUCCUACAGACUGGGUUACCUCUCGUGUACAAAUGGCCUGACCUAAAAGACAAACUCGAAGUCAUCAGCAAGUGCAUCAUAGAUAAGGAUGUGGAAAUGAUUCCAUCCGGAACAGGAACCAGACAGUACUGGCGCAUGUCAAUGGCCACAUCUCAGCGACUAAACCAGUUGUUUGAUGAAUUCAAGGUUAACUACUGGUAA
Molecule: messenger RNA, 1971 nt
Organism: Branchiostoma belcheri (Belcher's lancelet)
Lineage: Eukaryota; Metazoa; Chordata; Leptocardii; Amphioxiformes; Branchiostomatidae
Product: DNA ligase 1-like
Exons: 5
Coding region: 1-1971 (656 amino acids)
Source: RefSeq, a predicted model, not a curated record